Phalaenopsis equestris is the source of this 2396-nucleotide messenger RNA. RefSeq names its product pentatricopeptide repeat-containing protein At5g66520-like. Gene Ontology annotation, molecular function: protein binding; zinc ion binding; RNA binding. The coding region runs from base 39 to 2045 and encodes 668 amino acids. The transcript is spliced from 3 exons. Lineage: Eukaryota; Viridiplantae; Streptophyta; Magnoliopsida; Asparagales; Orchidaceae. The record is from RefSeq and is a predicted model, not a curated record. Gene Ontology annotation, biological process: RNA modification.
AUGCCCCCAUUUUAAAAUGCACCUCAGGUGUCUUCCUCAUGCCGGCAGCCAUUCAUCUCCACCCAAACCUUCAAUCAUGCCGCUCCACCACCCAGCUGAAACAAGCGCACGCCCGUCUCCUCAAGCUCAACCCCCACCCCUUCGACGGCCGCGCCGCCACCCAACUCCUCUCCUCCUUCUCCCUCUCACCUUGCUCCAAUCUCUCCUACCCCUCCGCCAUCCUCGCCGCUCUCCACAACCCUUCCCCCUUUCACUGGAACUCUCUCAUCCACUCCAUCUCAACCAGCAAAUCCCCCAUUAAAGCCCUCUCCCUCUUCCGCUUCUUGCUCCGCCGAGGCCUCAAACCUAACAACCACACUUUCCCCCCUCUUCUCAAGUCAUGCCCUUCACUCCUCCACCUCCUCAUGAUCCAUGCUCAUGUCGUCAAGGGUGGGCUAGAUCCCGAUCCCUACAUACAGAGCGCGCUGAUUCACAUGUACUCCGCCAUGGAUCUCAUCGCCGCCCGCAAGGUGUUUGAGGGUUGCUCCAAGUUCGAGGCUUUUUGCUGUAACGCCAUGAUCGAUGGUUUCAUCAAGAACGGAGAAGUAGACCUCGCUCGUUCGGUUUUCGACCGCAUGGAGUGUCGAGAUGUCAUCUCCUGGAACACAAUGAUAAAUGGGUACGCCGUUCUGGGCUGUCUGGAUGAUGCAAAGCAGCUGUUCGAGGAAAUGCCUCAAAGAAACGUGGUGUCCUGGAACUGCCUUCUUGCAGGGCACGCCAAGUGUGGGGACGUUGAUGGCGCUCGCCAGACAUUUGCGGAGAUGCCGAACCGCGAUGUGAUUUCAUGGAAUUCAAUGCUAUCCUGCUAUUCGCAGAACGGGCAUUCGGUGGCAGCCUUGGCUUUAUUCGACGAAAUGCAAUGCGCAGGUAUGAGACCUACUGAAGCCACCCUUGUGAGCUUGUUAUCGGCUUGUUCUCAAAUUGGGGCAUUGGAUCGUGGGGAGCGCAUCCAUGCCUUCAUUCGAGACAGUGGGGUUGAGCUUGAUGCAGUUCUCGCCACUGCGCUGGUUGAUAUGUACGCCAAGUGCGGUAGAAUAGCAGAAGCAAUCGGAAUCUUUCAUUCUAUCGAGCACAAAGAUGUUCAUGCCUGGAAUGCCAUUAUGGCAGGCUUGUCGAUACAUGGACUCGCUGCAGAAGCUCUCGAUCUGUUUGACGAGAUGGUGAAAAGCUGCGCCAGGCCGGAUGACAUUACAUUUGUGGCUGUGCUCAGCGCUUGUAGCCACGCUGGAAUGGUGGAAGAAGGCCGCCGGGUGCUCGCUAGCAUGAAGGGGAGCUAUCAAGUUGAUCCAAAGGUUGAGCACUAUGGUUGCCUCAUCGAUAUGUUGGCUCGUGCUGGAUUGUUAGAGGAAGCAAUGGAGUUAACUCGAGUAAUGCCGAUGCAGCCCAAUGCGCAGGCAUGGGGAGCGUUGCUUGGUGGUUGCAGGAUCCACCGCAACAGCGAGGUGGCUGAGGAAGUGGGAAGGCGGCUUCUUGGGCUUCAGCCAAAGCACAGUGGCAGAUACAUCCUCCUCUCCAACAUCUACGCCACAGCAAAUCGUUGGCAAGAAGCCACUACUCUGAGAAACAUGAUGGCCAACAAUGGCGUUCCGAAGAAUCCCGGAGUCAGCGUAAUAGAGCUCCAUGGCACCACAAACCACUUCAUGGCCGGCGACAGAUCCCACCCUCAAACAGAACAAAUCUACAUGAAACUAUCCGAGAUUUCAGAACGUCUGAGAACUGAGACUGAAUAUUUACCAGACACGAAGCAGGUUCUUGCAGACGUCGAGGAGGAGGAGAAGGAGCAGCUGCUCUCCGUUCACAGCGAGAAAUUAGCCAUUGCGUUUGGUCUCCUGUGUGCAAGUCCUGGAGAAGCCAUUAGAGUUGUUAAGAACCUUCGGGCCUGUACAGAUUGCCACACUGUGUCGAAGCUCAUCUCCAGAGUUUAUUGCAGAGAGAUUGUGAUGAGGGACCGGAGCAGAUUUCAUGUGUUCAAGGAGGGUGCGUGCUCUUGUGGGGAUUAUUGGUGAAGAGAUGUUAUGUUGUUUUUAGCUUAUGAAGGGAAGAUUUUUAUGGCAUGGGAAGGUGUACAUUUCAUGUAUUUACAUGUUUAACGGCUAUAACUUAUAUUUAAUGUCACGCACAAGUAUCAACAUCAUCUUUUAUCUUUUUGGCACUUACAUGCAUAUCACCCAAUUCAUUUCAGACAGAUGAUAUGGCUUGUAUGUAAAGAUUGAUAUGUAAAUCUUACCUUUUUACGGUCGGGGGAAGUCUCUCUAUCGACUUUUUCAGGUGUUCGGCACUCUUUUUAAAAAGGAGCAUUUACAUACAUACCACAUAAUUCCUAUGUAUUUAUAUAUCUAACACCUAGGCUUUAUUUU